Neolamprologus brichardi is the source of this 4939-nucleotide messenger RNA. It is a transcript of the gene rnf150a, whose product is annotated as ring finger protein 150a. Lineage: Eukaryota; Metazoa; Chordata; Actinopteri; Cichliformes; Cichlidae. The record is from RefSeq and is a predicted model, not a curated record.
GCUGACGGGGAACAACAACACAGAGUCGCCUUCUCCUGCAGGUGGUGGUGUACCGUGGACAAACUCUUUUCACACUUGGCCUGUUCGGGCUGCCGCCUGGCAUCCUGGUCGUUAUGUGGGUCUGAUACAUUUCUGAAGCAUCUAAAAGAGGGUUUGAUGCGAGCUCUGCGUUGAGGAGGAGGUGGAGGAGGACACACGGAGCUCGCCAUCCAUCCUCCCUCCCAAAAAAGAGCAGCAGCCGCCGCACAAUGGCACCGUCCCUCAUCCGAGCUUGCCGCAGUCUGGCUCUCUCGACGUGGUUGGUGUCGUUUUGCUUCGUCCACUUGCUGUGCCUGGACUUCACGGUUGCAGAGAAGGAGGAGUGGUACACAGCUUUCGUUAACAUCACCUACCUGGACCCCGUCACGUCGCAGGUGAGGACGGAGAAAACCGAGUGCGGUCGGUAUGGCGAGCACUCCCCUAAGAAAGAAGCUAGAGGUCUGGUCCUGGUGCCGGCCCUCCUGCAGGACAGACAGGGGUGCGACCCAAACAUCAGGUUCCCUCCUGCCCCUCCAAACACCCCUUGGGUGGCGUUGGUAGCUGCGGGGAAUUGCACUUACCGGGAGAAAAUCCGUAAUGUCGCAAACCACAACGCCUCUGCAGUUGUCAUAUACAACGUGGGCUCCACUAGCGCCAAUGACACCAUAACAAUGUCCCACUCAGACACAGGCGAUGUUGUGGCCAUCAUGAUCCCGGAGCGCAAAGGCCGUGAAAUCGUGGCCUUGCUCGAGCAGCGCAUCAUGAUCAUGUUGCAGAUCACUAUAGGAACCCGCAACCUGCAGAAGUACGUGAGCAGAACGUCUGUGGUGUUUGUGUCCAUCUCCUUCAUCGUCCUCAUGAUCAUCUCCCUCGCCUGGCUCGUCUUCUACUACAUCCAGAGGUUCCGCUACGCUAACGCACGAGAUCGCAACCAGAGGCGUUUGGGAGAUGCUGCCAAAAAAGCCAUGAGUAAACUUCAGCUACGCACUAUCAAAAGAGGAGACAAGGAAACAGAGUCGGACUUUGACAACUGUGCAGUUUGUAUUGAAGGUUAUAAGCCUAAUGAUGUUGUGAGGAUAUUACCAUGCAGACAUUUCUUCCAUAAGCACUGUGUAGACCCGUGGCUCCAAGACCACCGAACGUGUCCCAUGUGCAAAAUGAACAUCCUCAAAGCCCUGGGAAUCCCAUUUAGCGCGGACUGCUCGGAUGAGGUUCCUCCAGACUACGAGAUGUCUGUCGGAGGUCCGCCUACCAACCCCAUUAGUGGAGCGAGCGAAAUCACAGUUAACGAGAGCUCGGUAGAGUUGGAUCCAGCAGAAAGAGGAAUAGACCUGCCGGCACUCCAUCCUGAGACAGAGUCAGCGCUUCAGGCGGGGGAGAGCCAUAUCUUUGCCAGCAGUGAGCACCAGCCUCCACUCAGCAGUGAUUCAGACACUUCAAUCAUCGUGGGCAUUGAGGUAGGCAUGUCUGAAUUAGACCUAUCCACUGAACAGGAAUGUGAUGCCACCAAAUCCAGAGCCAAUCAGAGCUGAGACAAAUAGCACAAAACUCAUAGGACAAGGAGGAAAAAAGCAGGACUGGAUGAUCAGGGUGCUCCCCAAGAUUAUCCAGUGAUGAAGUGACCUGGCUGAAGAUGAAUGUAAAUGAGCAAUACAAGUGAUAGCAGCACAAAAUACCUGGUUCUUUCUUCACUUGACUAAAAAAAAACGGAUUAAUCCCUGCAUCUAUGGAUAUUUAGCUCGCUCAUUUCCUGAUGCCAGGAUGGCUAGUCACACCCCUCACCAUGUGGUGACCAACAGUUUGUACAUUCAGUCUUUUCACAUCCUGAAACCAUCCAAACUACACAUACAGUAACUCUGGAGGUGUAUGAGCCCUUCACAGUUGUUUGUCCUGAGUGAGACAAACCAAACCUGCUGCCGAAGAAAAAGCAAGGCCUUCUGCACACCAUUUUCCAGCUUUAAUCAAUAGAAAAAUACGAGUGGAUUCUUUGACUUCCUGGUACAAGAUCACUGCCAACAAAUCCAGAAGUUGUACUGAUAUGGCAUGCACCUGCAUAGCGCAUUAGGAGAGCAGCUGAGUGGUUUUCUUCUGAUUCUCCAACAGUUGGUGUGACUUUCCACCAGCACUUCUUCAGCUUCAGACUUGAAUGUUAGCUCUGUUGUCGUCGCAUGACAUUAAGAAUUUGGAAUAUGAAGGCACACGAGCUGUAAUUUCAGAAUUUCUCAGUGUAAUUGUUUUUGUUACUAUUUUGUGGUUCUCAGUUUUUAAAACUUCGACUUUACCGACUAAAUAUUCCUGUCAUGGAGAGACAAAUGAGCAAACACAAGCUAGAUGUUUCUGUCCUCACAUCUGACAAUCAUAGCUUGUCCUAAGCAGUUUGAAGUGAUGUCACUCUCUGCCCUGCUGAAACUGCUGCUAAUUAUUCACAACAUGUGAAGUAAGGGAUCAUGUUCUCACUGCUGCUAAACACAGCUGUAGCUGUAGCUAUAGCAGUUGUCACUACCAAUUUCUCCCACUGUGCACACUUCCCUAUACAAGCCUACACAAACCAGCCAAUAUAAAUAUGUCAACAAGUCUUUGUGCCAAGCUUGUCUUUUGCAUAUUAGCCAUUGUUAUUUGUCAUUAAAGUUAAUUGCCUUGGCUGACAAGCUGGAACUACACUAAAUCUUUUCGUGAUUAUCACCCUAAUAAAUAACAUCAGGGCAAUAAGUUAUGUCAGUUGAAAAGACUGUGUUAGAUAAUAAAGGAGGCAGGGCUCGGGUUCAUUCAAGGAAUUCUCUGCCCCAAGCAUUUUUUUUCUUUGUCCUGGCAUGAACAGUUACCAGCAUGGAAACAUUUACAGUCUUGGAGUGAGUUUACACUAAACUGGCUAGUUUUGCCAAACAGCAUCGAUGUACCUUUCUCACAGGGUGUUUAGCAUGGAUCUGCAAAAAAAGUGGAAAGAAAUAAACAGCAUUUGGAAAUGUUAAAAAUAAGACAGCUAUCUUACUACAGUUUGGAAGCACAUGUACAAAAAUGGUUCUGAAUUUAAUAUAACUAAAUAUUUUCAUUGAGAAGGCAUGUGACAACUUAUGGUAAAACAUAGCUUCAGUGCUUUAGCCCAUGAAUAUGUACAAAAAUAUAGCAACUAUAACAGAUUCUUUUAUAUUAUUAACAAAUGUGUUGUUAUAGUGAAGACCCUAAACUCUUCAGUGUUUUGAAACUUUACAAUGAGUUUCAGCCACAGUCUGUAUAUAAAAAAUGGACAAACCUCCCCAUUUGUGUAAGUGAAGACAGUGCCUUAAACCUGCAUUCUUUCUAAUGGCCAGCAGGGGGCAAGGGAAAUUCUGAAUGCUUAAAAGUCUAUGAGAAAAUGAUCCCUUGAGAUUGUGCAGCAUCGUUGGGUUGCCGGUCAGCUCCUUUCCUUUUCCUUUUCCUCCAUUUCUUACUUCCAGCUCGAGGCUCCAAAACAGGACUCAAACCAGCGGGUUACAUCAUAGCAGUCAUGUCCAUCAUUUAUAUACAGACUAUGGUUUGAGCUCAUUGUCUUACAGUUGAUUUGCUCUCACUGCUCUCAGAGGAUCAUUUGUUUUCAGAAAAUCUCUCCUCAGUCUAGACUACCUGCCCAGAGCCAAACAAAUGACACAAAAAAUUAUUCUAUCGGGAUCAGAUGAAAACCAAGACUGAAGUUUAUUGUGUUCUGCUUACUUGAUUCUGCUGCCACCAAGUGGUCAAAAUUAUGAAAUUAUUAUUAUGAUUAUGAAAUAAUUAUUUUCAGCAUUUUAUCAGUAAACUUGUUUUCCUUAUCCCAAAUUCUACUCUAAAAAGACUGUUUUUGAAAAAAGAAUGUAGCUAACUCAGCAUGGGCUCCAGAGUGGAAGCUGACUGUUAAUGCAAUUACAUUUAUUGUUUUGUUGUUGUUGUUUUUUCAUCUAGUUUUUUUUUUUUUUUUUAGAUUAAUUGCUUUUUAAAGAAGGUCUCGUAAAUGUACAAAUAGUUGAAUUUAAAGCUCAUUUGGGUCCAUUUCCUCUCACAUUCCUGCAGCCAUGCACACUGAAGAAGCACAAACCCACCGAUUCAGUCAUUGGAGCCAUCGGGCUCUAACUGCUGGUUCUCUCUUUAGUCAUUUCCAAGAGCUCCUGCAGCUGACUCUAUUAUUUAAGGCAUAUGAUCAAACUCAUUCUUGCUUUGGUCAGUCAAUAUCUGUAUGUGCAAAUAUCUAAGUUUCAGAAAUAACUGGUGUUAGGAGGCUUAUAUUGUAAUUCUUUAUUUGAUAGCUAUGAUCACUACACUCUAGUAAAAGUUAAAAUAUUCAGGUUGUGUCUGCAGUUUUUCAUUUUGAUAUAAUACCUGCAGGUGUAAGCUUGACAGUUUUUAAGUUUCCUUGCUUAACUGGAAGAUUUCACAAAUUUCCAUUUUUAUAAGCACUUAUAUAAUAAAAGUAAAUCAGACUUUUAAAUCAUCUGACAGACUGCAUUUCUUUUGUGUUGAUGACAUGAAGGUUAACAAAGAACCUGAUUUUCACUAGAGACAUAGCAGCUGAAAUCUCAGCUUACUGGGAUCGUUAAUCCCCUCAUGCUACAUGAGCUCAGGCUAAAAAUCGAACAGCACAAUACAAAGGCAUACCCAAAAGUUGUUUGUUUUACCCUCUGAUAUUUUAAACUCUUUGAUUUUCUUUUCUAUCAUCAUGUCUCUAAGGCUUCCAUCUAAUUGUUUGCUUAGUUGGUACAAUGACAAAGUAAAGCAAAGUGCAUUUAUUUACAGUGCUACAUGGCUGGGCUUUGGUUGUGUUGCCAAGUUCAAAAAUAAAAACUAAAAACAAGGUUUUCCACAGUUUAAGGCCUUUUUGUUAGAGAGCAACUUAAACUGCGUGAUGAAGGUCUCUCAGUUUUGUCUGUUUACAACAUUUUACUAACAACUUUCUCUGGGGAAUAAAUGAACC